This is a messenger RNA of Brassicogethes aeneus, 937 nucleotides long. The record is from the annotation of a GenBank genome assembly. NCBI's taxonomy places the organism in Eukaryota, Metazoa, Arthropoda, Insecta, Coleoptera, Nitidulidae.
CCGCCGCGAAAAGGGGUUGCAUAAUGCAACAAGUAUUCGGUCAUAUGAGAAAGAGCAUAUGUCAGCCAUUUUGACGUUUAUAUGAAAACAAAUGAGCGAUGUCCUGCGGAAAUGAUGUUAAUAACAAAGAAGGCAUAAAAAAGGGCGGAAAAAAGUUGGAAAAGGUUGCCAUUAUUAAAAAAGCGAGAAUUACUGGGGCUGAGUAUGUAAAUCAUAGGGGGAUGCUGGUUCCUGCAAGGGGACAGGGGGAAAAUUGUCGGUGCAUGUUCAAAUGUUUUGAAAGAUGUACAACAAAAGAAAGACAAGAAAUCCUGGAAAAAUUUCGUCAUUUAUCGUCAAAAAAUAAGCAAGAUUCAUACCUACAAAGCCUGUUAGAAUUCAGCGCCCCAAAAGUAAAGAGACCAAGAAACUUGGCUGAACCUCGUCCAAGAAGUUUCACAUUUAAAUACUACCUAAACUGCACAAAUCGAAUUAUGGUUUGUAAGAAAGCUUUCGUAAGUAUACAUGCCAUAACACCUGCAAGAGUAAGGCGUUUGGGUCUUUUACUUACAAUGGGGAAAGAACCUGAUGAUAAGCGGGGUAAAAAUCCUUCUGGAAAUGCCAUUCCGGAGCAUAAAAUCCAGGAGAUAGAAGAGCACAUAAAAUCAUUCCCUGUGAAAGUGUAUCAAGACAAUAAGUUGUAUUUAAAUGAACAAUUAAAUGUUAAAGUGAUGUACAAACUUUUUCAGGAGAAGUUUCCAGAUACUAAGGUUUCAUAUAAGUAUUAUUUAAAGAUUUUUAAGGACAGAUUUACACUUAGUUUUGGUAGACCUCAGGAGGAAAAUUGUGAUUUUUUACCAAUAGAACAUUUUUUAGCUGUUGAGUUGUUGGAGAGAAAAAAGUGAUGUUAGUCUGGUCAAAAAUACUUUUUAAGUUUUUUUUGUAUUGUUAUAAUUAA